AAAAUUAUUUACUACUAUAUUUUAUUACUAACUCUCUCUCUCUCACUAAGCUACACCUUUUGUCUCUCUGAUUUUUCUCAGCACACACUUGAAAGCGAGAACACCCUUGUUUGUUUUAGCUCCUAAGUUGGAAGCUUGUAGAUUGAUUUUCACUGCCAAGCAAAAGAAAGUGAGGGAAUCUAACCCUUAAUUGAACACAAUGAGUUCAUUUUACAUGUCUCUGAACCCUUCAAUUUCUCAAUCGUGUUACAAACCCAAGCAAUUUUUCAAUUUGGAGAGAGAGAGUACUUUGGUGGGAAGAAGUCCUGUUAUUCAGAUUAGAUGCCGGAGGGUUGUGAGUGCGUGUCUUAACGUGGAUGUUGAUGCACCUGAUAGUGGGAAGACAGCAUUGGAGAAAACCAAGGAUGUGAUCGAGAUGGAAGGGAAGUUCUUGGUGGGGACAUAUGCAAGAACACCGGUGGUGCUUGAGAGGGGGGAAGGUUGCAAAUUGUAUGAUGUUGAAGGGAGAGAAUAUUUAGAUUUGAGUGCUGGGAUUGCUGUCAAUGCACUAGGGCACGGGGAUGCAGAUUGGUUGAAAGCUGUUGUUGAGCAAGCCGGUACUCUUACUCAUACCAGCAACAUAUUCCACACAAUACCUCAGGUAGAACUUGCGAAGCGUCUUGUGGCUUCUUCUUUUGCUGAUCGUGUGUUCUUUGCAAAUUCUGGAACCGAAGCGAAUGAAGCAGCUAUUAAAUUUGCAAGAAAAUAUCAGAGAGACACAACUACUGACGGCAAAGAGCCGGCAACAGAGUUCAUAGCUUUUAGUAACUGCUUCCAUGGGAGAACCCUGGGUGCACUUGCUUUGACAAGUAAAGUGCAAUACAGGACACCUUUUGAACCUGUUAUGCCUGGAGUGACCUUUCUAGAAUAUGGAAAUGCUCAGGCCGCAGUAGAAUUAAUUAAGCAGGGCAAGAUAGCUGCAGUUUUUGUAGAACCCAUUCAAGGAGAAGGUGGAAUUUACAGUGCCACAAAAGAAUUUCUACAGUCUCUGCAUAGUGCUUGUGAUGAAGCUGGGGCACUUCUCGUUUUUGAUGAGGUUCAAUGUGGUUUAGGUAGAUCAGGGUUUCUUUGGGCCCAUGAGGCAUUUGGUGUCUUCCCGGAUAUGAUGACCCUUGCAAAGCCUCUUGCUGGAGGCCUACCUAUUGGAGCAGUCCUAGUGACUGAGAGAGUUGCUUCUUCUAUAAAUUAUGGUGACCAUGGAAGCACUUUUGCUGGAAACCCUCUUGUUUGUAGUGCUGCCCUUGCUGUUUUUGAUAAAAUAUCAAAACCUGAUUUCCUGUCGUCUGUAUCUAAGAAAGGCCUCUACUUCAAAGAAUUACUCAAGCAGAAGUUAGGAGGAAACCAACAUGUGAAAGAAAUUCGUGGUGUUGGGCUAAUCAUAGGAAUAGAUUUAGAUGUACCUGCCUCACCCUUUGUCGAUGCAUGCCGAAAUUCUGGCCUUUUAGUAUUAACUGCUGGAAAAGGAAAUGUUGUCAGGCUUGUCCCACCAUUGAUCAUAACAGAGAAAGAGCUCGAGCUAGCGGCCGACAUUUUGUGCAAAACUUUACCAGUUCUUGAUAACUAGGAGUGUAAGAGAAAGAGGUUUGGCUUUACAAGCAAAAUAGAAAACUUAAUUGGUUGUGUAUUGUUGAGUAGCUUUUAGAUGCCAAAACUUCAUGGUUUCCCUUUCAUUUAAGAUGUCUCGAUGGUAAGAAUAUUUCAGAAAUAUUGUAGCAUUUCUUUGAUUAUGCGUCCCGGAUCAGAUGGUUUACAUGGUCUAUUCUCUUUCUGCAAGAGAUUUAUUUGGGUAUUUUUUGUCAUAUAAAGUGUAAUAAUAACUACAAGGUCUUCUGAGUUCCCCUCAUAACCGUAGAUAAACUAUCUUCUUUUGGUA
Molecule: messenger RNA, 1912 nt
Organism: Glycine soja
Lineage: Eukaryota; Viridiplantae; Streptophyta; Magnoliopsida; Fabales; Fabaceae
Product: acetylornithine aminotransferase, mitochondrial-like
Exons: 4
Coding region: 200-1603 (467 amino acids)
Biological process (GO): arginine metabolic process
Cellular component (GO): chloroplast stroma
Molecular function (GO): identical protein binding; pyridoxal phosphate binding; transaminase activity
Source: RefSeq, a predicted model, not a curated record